Molecule: messenger RNA, 1018 nt
Organism: Phragmites australis (common reed)
Lineage: Eukaryota; Viridiplantae; Streptophyta; Magnoliopsida; Poales; Poaceae
Product: photosynthetic NDH subunit of subcomplex B 5, chloroplastic-like
Exons: 5
Coding region: 71-757 (228 amino acids)
Biological process (GO): response to oxidative stress
Cellular component (GO): chloroplast
Source: RefSeq, a predicted model, not a curated record
GUGCAGCCGCAGCAGCAAGCCAAGCAAGGGGGUGGAGCAGAGAGCAGAGCACAGCGUUUGGAGUGAGAUAAUGAGCAGCAACAUGGUGUCCACCAUUUCUGCGUCACCAUCUGCAGCCACUGCCGCUGGUGCUCGUCAUCACCAUGGCGCAGUGAAGCAGCUAAGGAUAAAGGCAGUGCAACCACAGCAGCAGCAGCUGCACGGUGGCUGCCGUCAAGGCAGAGGCGAUGGCAGGGGCAGCGCGGUGGUGGCGAGGGCCGGGCCCGGGCCGCUGACGGAGAUAGAGCCGGACCUGCAUGAGGACCCCAUCGACCGGUGGCGCACCAACGGCGUCAGCCCGGAGGACUUUGAGUAUGGAGUGUACGAUGGACACCACACCUACAAUGAAGGCCAAGACAAGAAGGGCUUCUGGGAGGACGUCUCCGAAUGGUACCAAGAAGCUGAGCCUCCUCAGGGCUUCCAAGCACUCAUCUCCUGGGCAUUUCCUCCUGCAAUCAUCCUUGGCAUGGCUUUCAAUGUACCGGGGGAGUACCUCUACAUUGGGGCAGCUCUGUUCAUCGUUGUGUUCUGCAUCAUCGAGAUGGACAAGCCGGACAAGCCCCACAACUUUGAGCCGGAGAUCUACAUGAUGGAGAGAUCGGCUCGCGACAAGCUCAUCGCCGACUACAACUCCAUGGACAUCUGGGACUUCAACGAGAAGUACGGCGAGCUCUGGGACUUCACCGUCAACAACAGGGAAGAUAUUAUGAAAUCAUAGAUGGCCAUUCAGAAAUGGGGGUGACAUUGGCUAGGUGCAGUUGCAUAUCAGUUCAGAUGGUAUCUAUGGCACAAACCUCUCCAGAGAAAAAGAAGAAAGCAUGGCAUAGCUGCUACGAAAAGCUCUUGAACUAAAGGAGUUGGAACGAGAUGAAUAACAAUGUAUGUAUCUUCCAUGCCUAAGGUUCUCAGCCUUGUAAAAAUGGAGAUCCUAAAAAUCUGUUUUAUCCUCAUAUAAUUCAUUGUCAGGCUUCUCACAGAA